AUGGAUCAUUUGGUGACAUUGCCCGUAAAAAUUGCACCAGGGCUGCUUCGACCCCUUGCGUAUCGAGUCUUGUCGAAAAAAUACGGCUUGAAUAUCAAAUCAGAUGGACUCGCAGCAUUGGCUGACUAUAUUGGUACCAGGUUCGGUAGUAAUUGGCGUAAAGAUAGUGCAACUUUCCAGUUUUUGGAGCAAUUCGCUGCGAUAUGGGAACAACAAGAACGAGGACUUUUUAUCGAUAAAAAUGGCGUUGAUGAAGUGAUCCGUGAGGUCAAAGAGCGUUCAGGAUCCACAGCUUCGAGGGUCCCGAAACAAGAUUUGACGUCGUCCAAAAAAUCUAAUACAUUAGACGGGUUUUUAGCUCGUAAAACGCAAAAUCCAUCUGUCGAAGAAGAUACAUUGGAAUCCGGGACGCAAAAUAAUGCGGAGAAUCCAGAUUCAAUACUGCAAAGCGAGCUUUCAGAACCUUUACUCGAUUGGCAAGCGUAUUAUAAGCUCGUGGACGCUCAAUCGCAUCAAAAUUUCCGUUACGACCCCGCUUCCAAACAGUACAGACUGAAGUCCAAAGACGCCAAAGAUCUAAUCUUGCCUCGUGCGGAAUCCAAUGUAACGCUUUUCAAAGCACGCUAUGACGUCCUGAGAGAUCGAGUUUUACGGAAUGAAAUGUUCCAGGGCGGCCAAGACACAUUCAAUCCAUUGUCAUCUAUGAGCAACUUCAAAGGCUCGCUAGACACUCCAGUAACGCAAACUAUGACCCUCACGCAGAUCAAAAAUUUGCUGGGAAGAGAUGGUAAGAGAUUUCUACUCCUGGGCCUUCUCAGGACCAAUGUUAAAGGUGGUUGGUCACUGGAAGACCCAUCAGGCUCUGUAGAACUCGAUAUGACGCAAGCUAUACCGGCAGAGGGCAUGUUCUAUGUCCCAGGCUGCAUUAUACUGGUAGAAGGUAUCUACUAUUCGGCUGCCCACAAGUUUUUUGUAGCCUCUGUUACACACCCGCCUGGUGAAAGACGAGAUGAAACUCUGGAGGCAGUGGGUAAUCUGGACUUCUUAGGGGUUCACCAGUUGUCAAGCUCCAGCUACAUAUCAAGAAUUGAUAAAGAUUUGAAGAUAAGGCUUCAUUUACUGGAAAGAGAGUUAACAGAUCACAGAGUUGUCGUGCUAGGAGGAGAUAUUUUUCUGGACCAGCUCCAUAUAAUGGAAGCUUUGCGUAAAGUUUUUGACAAGUUGAAUGAUGAUCCGCCAAUAACACUUGUCCUUAUGGGAUCCUUUACAUCCACACCUAUUUUCCCCGUCAUGAGCAGUAAAAAUAUCAGUGCCACAACUGCCUAUAAAAAUGCAUUUGACGCCUUGGCUCUUCUGAUGUCUAACUUCGACAGGCUCAUCAAUGAAACGAAUUUUGUAUUUAUUCCUGGAGCAAAUGAUCCAUGGACAUCAAUGGUGAGUCUGGGAGCCACUGCGAUAUGGCCACAGCGCUCUAUCCCCGGAAAUUUUGUUCAUAGGGUGAACAGAAUUUGUAAGAAGGUGUUCUGGGGAUCAAAUCCCACACGGUUCGCAUACCUCUCUCAAGAAUUACUCCUUGUGAGAGAUGACCUGAACGACAGGUUUAAAAGACAUAACAUUUUGUUCCCGGCAACCAUAGGAAGUGAUGCUGAAAGCGAUCUUGAGGAUAGUCUUGCACAGGAUUUUUCCAUGCAACAAAUCCAUGACAAAGAAUACGAAAGUAUAGACCAUUUGGUUAAAUCUAAGGACCAAAAAUCUGCUGGAGUUCAAGCAGCGCGUAAGCUCGUCAAAACUAUUUUGGAUCAGGGCCAUAUCUCACCGUUUACCUCUUUCAUCAGACCAGUGGUCUGGGAUCUAGACCAUACUUUACAUCUAUCACCAAUACCGACUGUGCUGAUUUUGUGUGAUACUUCUGCAUCGCAGUUUGAAGUCACCUACAAUGGGUGCAAGACCAUCAACACAUCGACGUUUAUACACAAGCGGGCAGCGAGAUACGUUGAGUACAGACCGGCAUUCAGGAAAGUUAUACAGGAAGAAGUAUAUUUUUAA
Molecule: messenger RNA, 2046 nt
Organism: Lachancea lanzarotensis
Lineage: Eukaryota; Fungi; Ascomycota; Saccharomycetes; Saccharomycetales; Saccharomycetaceae
Gene: DPB2
Product: LALA0S13e00496g1_1
Exons: 1
Coding region: 1-2046 (681 amino acids)
Biological process (GO): error-prone translesion synthesis; DNA-templated DNA replication
Cellular component (GO): epsilon DNA polymerase complex
Molecular function (GO): DNA binding
Source: RefSeq, a predicted model, not a curated record